UUUUAAUUAAAACUUGGGUGCCACAUCAGCUUAAGAUUAUGAGAUUUAUAAGAUUUAUCAGAGGUAUACUUAUAUAUAUAAAUGAUAGAUCUUGGAUUAUUAUUUAAUGAUUUGGAGCUGAUGACGUUAGAGAAGAUUUUAAAAAACGAGACGUGGAUUUUGGUGCAAGGAGAUUGUAAAGUUGCAGAAUCUAAAAAUAUAAACGUAAAAAAAUCUAAAGAUAUAAAAUUACAAGAAUUGGAGCAACGGCUCAAAGUAGCGGGAAAAUCAUGUUCUCAAAUAAAACAUCGCCUGGAUUAUAUGACGAUGUUGUUAAAAAAUUCUGGUCCAUCUGAAAUAGAAAGAUCACUCAUAAAAUCUUCAACUGAUUCACUUUACAGUCAGAAACGUCAAGAUUUUUGUCUACCGGCCAGUGAAGAAGACAAUUAUCAUGACGUUCAAAGUAUGGGAGACAGUUAUGAGCAAAUUGCCAGUGAAAUUUGUUCAGUUAUCAGUGAAGAAAGAAUUUUAUCCGCUAGAUCAUUUCGAGCCAGAUCUGAUGAGUAUUUUUCAGCGAGCAAACAAGAAUCCCAGCAUAUUUUGACAGGAAGAGAAAUUAAUAUUAAAAUGAUGGAAAUUUUGCCUAAGAAUGAUUUCAAUCCCAUUGAUAUCAAUAACAGAGAAUUCGAUUCAUUCAGUGAAGAUUUUUCUGACAGCACAGAAGAAUCAGAACAAGAAGAAGAAGUUGAAAAAAUUUUGCCGCCCAUUCCUAUGAUGACUGAACGUAAAAAAAAGUCAGAGUUAAAUUAUAAAUUAAAUGGAAGUCGUCCGGAAUACUCUCGCCGCCGGAAAAUAAAGAAGAAAAAUAAUUCAUGGCGAAUAUCGAAUCGAUUAAACUUUCUAGCGAGACCUAAAUAUCAAAUAAAACUUAAUGAGAGUUCAAGUCGGAUUAAAAUGAAGAAACGAAGGACCAGGAUGAAAAAAGUUAAAUCAAAAAGCGUCGAGUCGAGACGAGCAGUGAGUGAGGUUCAAAAGGAAGCUUCUGAGGAAGAAAACGAAUGUUCAAUAAAUCAUUAUGAAUCAGUAAAUGAACUGAAGGAAGAUCCAUCAAUGUCAUUAAAUAUUGAGCCAGCUGUUGGAAAUGUCGAGAUAAUUGAGAAGUUAAAUGAAAAAUGGCCAGAUGUUGUUGAAAUUUAUCACAAUAUUGCUGCGCAAAAUAUAAGUCCGUCUGCGGUGUCUAGUAAACAACAUUUUAAAUUAGAUAUUCAACAGAAUUUUAAUUCAAAGGAUGAUAAAUAUUUUGAUGAAGCCACUGAAGAGUUUAAAUCACACGAAAUUGUUGAACAAAACAGUAUCAGGCAAGAAGAAUAUCUUCGCGUGGACAUCAAACAAAAUGUCUUCAAUCACCAGCACACCCAUACUAGGAACCAAGAGGCAUUUAAACAUGAUGACUGUCAAUCAACUCCGAUGGACUCCUGGUGCUGCGAAUCCUUUUCAGUGAGACGGUAUCAGCAACCGACAAUCGCUUCCCAGCUGAAGAAAGUCAACAGAUGCUACUUCACGACGCGAUUCGACAUAAAAAAUAUUCCAUUCGUCGUCGGAACUUCGGUCACUCGUAGUCAUAAUCUGGGAUUAAAUAUUCAGCAAGUUUGGAGUCUUAUGAAAAAUCGACAGCCGGAAAUAUUGAAUGGAAUUAGGCCGGUACUUAUUCGCAAAGUCGGUCAGAUAUUCGGCUCGACAAUGAAUCCAGGGUCGAUGCAUGUGGAAAAUUGUCAUGGUAAUGAAGGAUCGAUUAUUUCUUCAAAGCAAACGUUCCGUCAGGAAUCAAUUGAACAUCCAGGCGGUAAAGUUUCAUUGAAAAACAAACAAUGCGGAGAUUCUAUUGACGCUGCGCAUUUUACCAAAAGCUCAUUAUUGAGACAACGAGAAGACCAAUUGAAAAAAAGUGAUACUCUCAUUUCAAAAUGUAAAAGUUUUACUAACGACUCGGGAAAUGUUCAAAAAGUUUUACUGCGACUGCAGGAUCAGUUUGAAGAAAUGAACAAGAAGUACGAAAAACUUGAAGGAAAAAUAAAGAAACUGAACGACGAAAGUGUCAAGGAAGAAUUGAGUAAACUAGAGUCAGAGUUGAAUGACAAAGAAGAAGAAAUUUACGCCGUAGCUGGUCUGUACACAGAAGUCAGGGCUCUGAAACAGCAGAUUAAAAUGAUGCAUCAAAAGAAAAGUCUUCUUUACAUAACUACCGAAAGUGCUGGGAAGCCAUUGAAAAAUUCUUCAAUGCUAAGCCGGUCGCGAACUUCAUACCCGCUCGAAUCUUUUCAUCGUCAACAGAGACCCAGGACAUCUUGCAGUACAAAACCUCCGACGUCUUCUCGACUUGUGGGCCUCUUGCGUCACAUCCAAUCUGUCCAGCAGCAGCUAACGACUUAAAUUAAUCAGAGUUAUAUUUUUUAAAAUAAAUUUUUUUUGAGCCAAAGAAAUUUUAGAUGUCAGCUUUUAUUUUUUUGCUGUUUUGAUAUACAAUAUACAUAAAUGUUUAUUUUUAUGUGUUAUUUAUAUACAAAUAUUUGAAACACAUUUUGUUUUUUAAAUAAUUAAUGAUCAAAGUUUACGGGUUUGUUUUUUUUUAUUUUAUUCGUAUUAUUAUUAUUUAUAAUAAUCGUAGUGCAAAUUUUAGUUUGCGUUAUUUUAUGUUUCUCAAUUAUUCUCUACAGGCAACAAUUAUUGUAUAGGAUUUUUUUUUUUA
Microplitis mediator is the source of this 2725-nucleotide messenger RNA. RefSeq lists its product as uncharacterized. Bases 82 to 2409 code for a protein of 775 amino acids. NCBI's taxonomy places the organism in Eukaryota, Metazoa, Arthropoda, Insecta, Hymenoptera, Braconidae. The record is from RefSeq and is a predicted model, not a curated record. The transcript has 8 exons.